GGGCAGGAUGAGGGGAGAAGAAAACUAUUAAAGAGAGAAAGAGAAACGGAAGGUUAGUAUUGAGAGAGAAGGCUUGGAGGUAAAGGCACGUCAUCAUGGGUUUCUUCGACCGCGCGGACCGUUACCUGGAUCGACUCUUGGACAACAUCCGCAGCGAUGUCAACGAUAGACUGCGCUUGGACCGGGACAGAGAAGCGGAGGUGGACAGGCUGACGGAGGAGGCCAAUGCGGUGGAGGCUGUGGCCAGGGUGCUCGAAGUGGAUUUCAAGGCCAAAUUCAACGCCGCCAGCAACCACUGCGAGAAGUAUGAGCUCGUGAGCCAGAAGAAAGGAACCCCGGUGGUGCGGAGGGGCGGAACCUUCACCAUUGACCUGACGCUGAACCGGGAGAUUGACCUGAAGAAGGGGCACUCAUUGAAGCUCUUCUUUAACUUCGGUAACACCCCAAUCGUGCACCGAGGUACCCAAGGCAUUCUGGACGUGAGCGGGAAGGUUAUGCUGGACAAGAGCCACGACGAAUGGGACGUGAGGGUGGCGGGCAAUAAGGGGAAACUACUGACCCUGGAGGUUCAAAUCCCCACCACGGCGCCCGUAGGAAUCUGGCUGAUGGCCUUGGAGCUGAAGCCGAAGGACCCCAACGCUGACAGCUCCGCCAGGCAAGUCCUACGCGACCCGACCACCAUCUAUAUCCUAUUCAACCCUUGGAACAAACAUGAUACCACCUACAUGCCCGAGGAGGACCAUAGGCAUGAGUAUGUGCUUUCCGAUGUGGGCAAGAUCUGGCAGGGUGGUUAUCCGGCCCGAGGAAGGCACUGGGUGUUUGGGCAGUUCGAUGACGCGGCUCUCCCGGCUUCGGUUCUAUUGCUUGAGAGAUCUGGGUUGAACCACGAGGCGAGAGGUGACCCGAUCUUCGUGUCCAGGACUAUCUCGAAAAUGGUGAACAGUAACGACGACAAUGGAGUGCUGGUGGGCAAGUGGAGUGGGAGCUACGAUGACGGCACAGCCCCUUCGCAAUGGACGGGUUCGAUCAAGAUCCUGGAAGAGUACGUGCUGCGCCAGAAGCCGGUGAAGUACGGCCAGUGUUGGGUGUUUGCCGGCGUGGCCAACACAGUCUGCCGCGCCCUGGGCCUCCCCGCUCGUGUCGUGACCAACCUCAACUCUGCCCACGACACGGAUGUUUCUCUCACCAUCGACGAGUAUAUGGACGCCAAAGGGAACAAGAUUACCACGGCUCGGCCAGACGCCACCAACCCCGCCGGCCUUGGAGACUCCAUCUGGAACUUUCACGUAUGGAAUGAUGUCUGGAUGGACCGGCCCGACCUCCCCAAGGGCUACGGGGGCUGGCAGGCCAUUGACGCCACGCCCCAGGAGACUAGUGACGGCAUGUACCAGUGCGGGCCAGCGAGUCACGAGGCCAUCCGCCGCGGCCAGAUGGAAUACAAGUAUGACGUUCCUUUUGUGCUGGCCGAGGUGAACGCUGACGUGGUUAAGUGGCAGGAAGACCCCACGGCGCAGGACGGCUUCAAGAAACUCUCCUCCAACAAGAGCCACGUGGGUCGUCAACUGCUCACGAAGAAGGUGGGGCUCUUGGAUGACGGAGGUUACGGCGGAAAAGAUUACGAGGACUGUACCUUACUCUACAAGCCUCCAGAGGGGUCCAAGGCAGAAAGGGUGACACUUCAGACGGCGGCCAGACGGUCCCGCAACGCCCGCCACGCCUUCCGCCUCCCGUCCGUGGCAGAGGAGGACGUCAGCUUCUCCCUUGUGGAUAUUGACAGAAUCAUGAUCGGCGAUGACUUCUCCGUGACUGUGAAAGCCGAGAACCAGAGCGAGAAGAAGCGCACCGUGGACAUCGUGCUCAAGACGGGCUCCACCUACUACACGGGCGCACCGGCAGCGCUCAUCAACGAAGUGUCGGCCGAGUUCGUGUUGCAGCCGAAGGAGCAAAAGACGCUGUCCUUGCCCGUGCCCUACAGCCAGUAUUACAAGAAGCUGGUGGAGCACGCGAUGGUGAAGAUGGUGGCACACUGCAGGGUGGAGGAGACUUCGUAUGCUUGGAUAGGAGAUGACUGCUUCGAGGUGACCAAGCCGGACAUGUUGGUGGAGACGCUGGACAAGGCAGUGGUGGGGCAGCCGUUCAAGGCGAGGUUCUCCUUCAUCAACCCCCUGCCGAUCACGCUGAAGGAUUGCGUCUUGGUGGUGGACGGACCCGGACUGACGCGUCCCAAGACCAUUCCCAUGAGAGACGUUCCCGGGAAGGCUGGGAUGCAGUGGGAGCAGGUCAUCGUACCGCAAAAGGCAGGCCAGUUCGUGUUGAUCUGCACCUUCAACUCCACGCAACUCCUCAACCUGUCUGGGUCUGUGAAGGUGAUGGUGUCGGAGGUGUGAGCUGGAGGAGGAGGAGGGAGAGGAGAAAGUGAAAUGGGGAGAAUCGGAAGAGAAACAACAAAAUAGAGGAAAAUGAUAAGAGAAAGAGGAGAAGAAGGAAGAGAAGACGAGGUGGCGAAAAGGUAGAAGAAGAGUCAGAAGAAGAAAAUGCAGUUGUGAAAGAGGAAAUGAAAGAGGAGGAGGGAGAGGAGAAAGUGAAAUGGGGAGAAUCGGAAGAGAAACAACAAAAUAGAGGAAAAUGAUUAGAGAAAGAGGAGGAGGAAGAGGAGAAAGUGAAAUGGGGAGAAUCGGAAGAGAAACAACAAAAUAGAGGAAAAUUAUUAGAGAAAGAGGAGAAGAAGGAAGAGAAGGACGAAGUAAUGAAUAGGUAGAAGAGUCAGAAGAAAAUGCAGCUGUGAAAGAAGAUGUAGAUGCAGAGAUAGAAUAAGUGUAUGAACAAGAAUGAGAAUAAAUAUGAGAAUACGAAGAAAUACAAGAAUAAUAAUAGGAGGAGGAGAUGAUGGAGGAAGAAGGAAGAUGUAGCAACAUAAGAAAAAGAAGCAAGAGAGAGAAAGUAGAAGUAGCAUAAGAAUAAGAUUAAGGAGAAUAGGAAUAAGAAGUAGAUGUAUAAAUAAAUAUAAGAGAAAGAAGAACGAAAACAAGAACAAGAUGAAGAAGGUGAAGAAGAAGAACAACAACAACAACAACAACAACAACAACAACAACAAAAACAAGAACAAGAUGAAGAAGGUGAGGAAGAAGAAAAGAAGAAAAAAAAAGUAGAGGACGAGGUAGAAGGAGAAAAGGGAAUAAAAAAAGAAAAAAGAAUGUGAUGAUAAUAAUGAUUUAGGUCAAUAAUGAUGAUAAUGAUAACUCUAAUGAUGAUACUGACCCUAAGGAAGUUAGAAUUAGAGAGAAACUAAGGACUAAGCUCUCUCUCUCUCUCUCUCUCUCUAUCAAUCUAUACCUAUCUUUCAAUCUAUCUAUCUAUCUAUCUAUCGUAUAACUUUAGCCCAGUAAUUAGAUUUCUCUUAACAAAACCUUAAACAGCAUACAUAAUAGCCAUGCAUGAUACUAAGAGAUGAACAGACCAAUACAGUUACCGCUUCUAAUUAACUAUAGGUGUUCACACAGGUAAAGUUAAUGAGGAGAAAUUGGACAGGUGAGAAAGUUAGAUAUAUUAUUAAUGUUAAGCUUUGUGUUAAUGUGCUCAUGAUUAUUUUAUUUAGCUGUUACGUGUCUGUUAGAUUUCCCAAAUGAACACCACUGAGUGCCUUUAGAGAAACUGUAUUAACACAGUGAAAAACAUCCCAAGGAGGAGGAGGAAAACCCAGAAAGGAAAAUGUAUAUGUAUAGAGAAAUAAUUCAUAAAAAAAGGAAAUAAAGAAGAUAAAUAAAACGCAUGCUAGGGAAAUAUAUGUGAAGUAAUAUAAUAAUAAUAAUAAUAAUAAUAAUAAUAAUAAUAAUAAUAAUAAUAAUAAUAAUAGCAAUAAUAGUAAGUGGCAGUAACAUAAAUAAUCAAGUCUGUUAGAUUCUUUUAUUGUCUUUUGUGUGAAUUGUUUUUGCUUCUUUCAGUCCACAGUUGAUACAUGAGACUAUCUUUAUUAUGUGUCCUCUUGUUUUUUGCAUGUAUGUUCGUGUUGUAUUUGGAGGUUUGUUGGAAAGUUUCGUUUAGUCGGAGCAACAUCUGUGGCCAUAUGCCGGUGGAGGUUGGUACGGUCAACCUUACGUAUUAUAUCAGUUUUUAAUCACAGUCUGUUCUGCUUUGAUUUAAUGUAGUCAUGAUCUUUUUUUCUUUACCUGUUUUGUGCCUGUCUGAUACUUGUUUGUGUGUAUCUUUUGUUUCUGUGUCCAUAAUUGCUACAUAUGAGACCAUCUUUGUCCUGUGUCUGUCUGUCUGUCUGGCUUCUUGUCACGUCUGUAGUUGUCGGCAAUAAAAGGUGUGUUGCUUU
Messenger RNA from Eriocheir sinensis (Chinese mitten crab), 4318 nucleotides. Its product is annotated as hemocyte protein-glutamine gamma-glutamyltransferase-like. Bases 96 to 2387 code for a protein of 763 amino acids. The record is from RefSeq and is a predicted model, not a curated record. Gene Ontology annotation, molecular function: protein-glutamine gamma-glutamyltransferase activity. Lineage: Eukaryota; Metazoa; Arthropoda; Malacostraca; Decapoda; Varunidae. The transcript has 17 exons. Gene Ontology annotation, biological process: peptide cross-linking.